Messenger RNA from Sordaria macrospora k-hell, 252 nucleotides. RefSeq lists its product as uncharacterized. The record is from RefSeq and is a predicted model, not a curated record. NCBI's taxonomy places the organism in Eukaryota, Fungi, Ascomycota, Sordariomycetes, Sordariales, Sordariaceae.
AUGAGCUCCUCAGACAAAGAAUCAUCCUCCUCCAGCGGCAGCAGCUGGUUAACCACCCGCGACAGCGGUUCGAGUACCGACUCUAGCAACAGCUCAGGCACCUCCCAGGGUUUUGCCACAAUCUCUCCUGGCGUGGGAAGCGCCGGAAACACGACGGUGGGCGGAUCGACUGAUAGGUACUACUAUAGUGGGGGCCCUGCAGGAGGUAGUACCACUGGUGGUGGAGGUUCUAGUGGCCAUACCACUAAAUAA